AUGGAGCUGUCUCUGUCUUCAGCAACCUCGAGAGGUUACACACAUAACUCAUCACCAGAGCCGUUUCUGCUUAAAAGAGUGAAACUUCCUACUUGGGAUCGUCAUUUAUUGUCCCUCUCUCCAACCAGAGUAAGACCACAACCUUUAUUUGCUCAAACUGGAACCCACUAUGCUAAGGAUAAAUCUGUGAAGGUUGUAUGUUGUCUAAAGAGGGAAGCUACCGUAGUCGUCGAGGGCAGGUGUAUAGAUGAAGUAUACGAUGCUUUGGCCGAACGCCUUGUUCCUACAGCAGCAGCAAUGUCAAAUCCAAAUUUGAAGUAUAUUGUUGGUUUGGCUGGGUCUCCUGGAUCUGGAAAGAGCACUAUUGCAUCUGAAGUUGUGCGACGUGUAAACAGAUUAUGGCCCCAGAAAGCUUGUGCUUUGGAUUCUCAAGUUAGUCCUCCAGACGUGGCUAAAGUUAUUCCCAUGGAUGGGUUCCAUCUUUAUUGUUCCCAGCUGGAUGCAAUGGAGAAUCCUGAGGAAGCUCAUGCAAGAAGGGGAGCUCCAUGGACCUUUAACCCUGAGCUACUACUCAAGUCUCUCAAGACUCUGAGAAGUCAGGGAUCAGUUUAUGCACCGUCAUUUGACCAUGGUGUUGGUGAUCCAGUAGAAGAUGAUAUCUUUGUGAGCCUUCAACAUAAAGUGGUCAUAGUAGAAGGAAAUUAUUUAUUGUUAGAUGAUGGGAUUUGGAAGGAAAUAUCAGCCAUGUUCGAUGAGAAGUGGUUUGUUGAGAUUGACAUUGAUAAAGCUAUGGAACGAGUUCGAAUGAGACACAUCUUAACGGCAGGAAAGCCCCCAGAUGUUGCUAAAUGGCGGAUUGAGUACAACGACCGGCCAAAUGCCGAGAAAGUAAACAAAUCAAAGAAGAAUGCUGAUUUGAUAAUUAGGUCAAUCGACUAUUGA
Prunus armeniaca (apricot) is the source of this 942-nucleotide messenger RNA. The record is from the annotation of a GenBank genome assembly. Lineage: Eukaryota; Viridiplantae; Streptophyta; Magnoliopsida; Rosales; Rosaceae.